Coffea eugenioides is the source of this 1809-nucleotide messenger RNA. RefSeq names its product putative late blight resistance protein homolog R1A-3. The transcript is spliced from 2 exons. The record is from RefSeq and is a predicted model, not a curated record. The coding region runs from base 383 to 1099 and encodes 238 amino acids. Gene Ontology annotation, molecular function: alpha-tubulin binding. NCBI's taxonomy places the organism in Eukaryota, Viridiplantae, Streptophyta, Magnoliopsida, Gentianales, Rubiaceae. Gene Ontology annotation, biological process: protein folding.
ACGCCGCUUAUGCAUUGAUUCUAAGGUGGAGCACUUUGACAACUUGAGGUUAUGUUCUCCUGCCAUACGCAGUCUAUUAUUAUUCAGUCACGAUGAAGGCAAUGGAAGUUGUUUUGACCUUCGAUUCAUUUUUCACAUCAUAAAACUUGUCAAAGUGUUAUAUUUGAGCCAAAUUAAACUAGAAGGCAUCUUUCCUAGAGAACUAGAACUGCUUGUUCACUUGAGGUACUUGGCAAUUCUAGGUAAUGGCAGUCCCGUCCCAGCAUCAAUAAGUUAUCUCACCAACUUGGAAACUUUGAUUUGGCGAAAUUCUAGGAGUCAUGGUUCAGUUUCAUUGCCAGAUACUAUAUGGAACCUGAAGAAAUUAAGGCAUUUACAACUAAUGGACGAGGUCGAUAAGAAUUAUCAUUUUAGAUUCCCUGAGAACAACCUUGACAACUCUUCACAGUUGUGUGACUUAGAUAUCUUGUCCUGUCUAAGCCUCAAUCCUCGGAAGAACAUCAACAAGCUGUUGAGAAAGUUUCCAAAUAUCCGCAAGCUGAGAAGCUCUCUUAAUCUCGAUCAGGGCUGUGAAUAUCAUGUAGCAAUGGAUUGUCUAAGUCAUUUGGAAUCACUCAGUCUGAGUUGCGUUGUUUACGGCGGUGACCGAUAUCAGUUAGAUUUCCAAUUUCCUUUGACCAUUAAAAAAUUGACCCUAUCUUAUUUUCGCUUGCCAUGGAGCAAAAUGGCAGCAAUUGGAAAUCUACCCAAUCUUGAGGUGCUCAAAUUACUCAAACAAGCCUUUGAGGGGGAAAUAUGGGAAAUGGAAGCAGAGAAGUUCCCUAGUGUUCGUUUCUUGAAAUUAGCUUCCUUGAACAUUGUGAAGUGGACAGCCUCCUCCGAGUAUGAAUACGAGGACCAGUACUAUUUUCCUCGUCUCCAGAAGCUAGUGUUGGAAAGCUGUGAUGCAUUGCAGGAGAUCCCUUCUUGUUUGGGAAAUAGUUCAACUCUUGAAAUAAUUGAGGUGUCAAAAUGUCCCAACUGUACCAGUUCAUUGGAGGAAAUUCAGGAAGAGCAAAGAAGCAAUGGAUAUACCGAUCUGAAGAUCCUUAUCUCAUAAUGGACGAUUGAUCUUCUCAAUAUUGGAAGGCUGCAAAUUUUUGGCGGAGAUCCCUUCUUGUUUGGAAAAUAUAUCAACUCUUGAAAUAAUUGCGGUGUCUAAAUGUCCCAACUCUAAUAUUUCAGUGGAGCAAAUUCAGGAAGAGCAAUUAAGCAGGGGAAAUACCCAUCUGAAGAUCCUUAUUUCACGAUGGAUGACUGAUCUUUUCAAGUGUGUUUGGUUUGGUUAUCUGUAUCAGUUUGGCAUCAAGAUCAAGUUGUUCUUUUUUCCAAUUAGUAUUGGAAGGCUGCAAAUUUUUGGAGGAGAUCCCUUCUUGUUUGGGAAAUAGUUCAACUCUUGAAAUAAUUGAGAUGUCUAAAUGUCCCAACUCUACAAGUUACAGUUACAGCAAAUUCGGGAAGAGCAAAUAAGCAUGGGAUAUACUGAUCUGAAGAUCCUUAUUUCAUAAUGGAUGACCGAUAUUCUCAAGUAUGUUUGGUUUGGGCAGCCACUUCAUUGUACUUCUUUUUUCUUUGACAGUCCAUUGCUUCUGCACUACUAAUGGUCUUGUGUCUCUGUUCAGCAUCAAGAUCAAGUCAUUCUUGUCUUCUUUGUAAGUUUUUCGUUUUUCCUGUGACAGAAUCUUGUAGUGGGAUAUCACUUCCCAAGUUUGAUGUUGUUUGUAAAGAUUCAAGUGGAUUUGUCUCAAAUAAGAGUCAGGUUUUCAAGAA